This is a messenger RNA of Myotis brandtii (Brandt's bat), 1167 nucleotides long. It is a transcript of the gene CACNG5, whose product is annotated as calcium channel, voltage-dependent, gamma subunit 5. Gene Ontology annotation, biological process: neurotransmitter receptor transport, postsynaptic endosome to lysosome; transmission of nerve impulse; neurotransmitter receptor internalization. Gene Ontology annotation, cellular component: postsynaptic density membrane; AMPA glutamate receptor complex. Lineage: Eukaryota; Metazoa; Chordata; Mammalia; Chiroptera; Vespertilionidae. The record is from RefSeq and is a predicted model, not a curated record. Gene Ontology annotation, molecular function: channel regulator activity; voltage-gated calcium channel activity. The transcript has 5 exons. Bases 294 to 1121 code for a protein of 275 amino acids.
ACAAGGUGGCCCCUUGUAGCCUGGCAAGAAAGCUGUGAAUUCCUGGCAGGGCGAGGAAGAGGGUGGCACCUCUGACCAGUGUCCUGGUGUCCAGAGAGCCGGCCGGCCUGGUGGUCUGGACUCACCAGUUAGCCAGGUGGGGUUCGCUUUAGUUACCUCCCACGGCCCCUCAUCGUGGCCUCCUCGGAGCCCUGGCUGCUCCUGCCCGAGUGCCCAGCCUCUCUCCUGUCCCCAGAGCCUGCCCCCUGCUGGCGGGACCACGGCUGCAGGCGCCCACCUGACCGUCCGGGAAGAUGAGCACCUGCGGGAGGAAGGCACUGACCCUGCUGAGCAGCGUCUUUGCCGUGUGCGGCCUGGGCCUCCUGGGCAUCGCUGUCAGCACCGACUACUGGCUGUACCUGGAGGAGGGCGUGGUCCUGCCCCAGAACCAGAGCACGGAGAUCAGGAUGUCCCUGCACUCGGGCCUGUGGCGAGUCUGCUUCCUCGCAGGUGAGGAGCGCGGACGCUGCUUCACCAUAGAGUACGUGAUGCCCAUGAACAGCCAGCUGACGUCCGAGUCCACGGUCAACGUUCUGAAAAUGAUUCGCUCGGCCACACCGUUCCCUCUGGUCAGUCUCUUCUUCAUGUUCAUUGGGUUUAUCCUGAGCAACAUCGGGCACAUCCGUCCCCACAGGACCAUCCUGGCCUUUGUCUCCGGCAUCUUCUUCAUCCUCUCGGGCCUCUCUCUGGUGGUGGGCCUGGUGCUCUACAUCUCCAGCAUCAACGACGAGAUGCUCAACAGGACCAAGGAUGCGGACACCUACUUCAGCUACAAGUACGGCUGGUCCUUCGCCUUCGCUGCCAUCUCCUUCCUCUUAACGGAGAGCGCGGGCGUGAUGUCCGUGUACCUGUUCAUGAAGAGGUACACUGCCGAGGACAUGUACAGGCCUCACCCCGGCUUCUACCGCCCGCGUCUGAGCAACUGCUCCGACUACUCGGGCCAGUUCCUGCACCCAGACGCCUGGGUCCGGGGCCGCAGCCCCUCCGACAUCUCCAGCGACGCCUCGCUGCAGAUGAACAGCAACUACCCAGCCUUGCUCAAGUGCCCCGACUACGACCAGAUGUCGUCCUCGCCCUGCUGAGCCCACUGCCUACCCCCCUCCCCUGAACCCCCGCCCCCUGCACCCC